UGCUUGUUUAUGUCACGUGCAUUAAUGCAAUUGCAAUUGAUGGUUGAAUUUUAUUUUCUUGAUUCAAAAUUUUAGGAUUUUUUUUGUUCAAUUUUAAAUUAGUCAAUCAUGUCCGAUUCUGGUGUAUAUCAUGAUGAAGUGGAAAUCGAAGAUUUUGAUUAUGAUCCUGAAACGGAAACUUUUAGCUAUCCAUGUCCAUGUGGUGAUCUUUUCACCAUACUCAAGGAUGAUUUAUUGAAUGGAGAAGUGGUGGCCAGUUGUGUUAGCUGUUCAUUAAUCAUCAAAGUUAUUUAUGAUAUGGAUGAUAUCAAUAAUGUGAUCGAAGCUAAAGAAACGAAUACGACAAAAAAACCAAUGACAACGGAAAAAAUAACCGCUUGAAUUCAAAAAAAAAUAUGCUUUGAUUGUUUUUGUUUGUUUUAGGAAUUUUAUUAAUUUA
Molecule: messenger RNA, 439 nt
Organism: Dermatophagoides pteronyssinus (European house dust mite)
Lineage: Eukaryota; Metazoa; Arthropoda; Arachnida; Sarcoptiformes; Pyroglyphidae
Gene: Dph3
Product: Diphthamide biosynthesis 3
Biological process (GO): protein histidyl modification to diphthamide
Molecular function (GO): metal ion binding
Source: RefSeq, a predicted model, not a curated record